This is a messenger RNA of Choloepus didactylus (southern two-toed sloth), 747 nucleotides long. RefSeq names its product serine/arginine repetitive matrix protein 1-like. The record is from RefSeq and is a predicted model, not a curated record. The transcript is spliced from 2 exons. NCBI's taxonomy places the organism in Eukaryota, Metazoa, Chordata, Mammalia, Pilosa, Megalonychidae. Bases 1 to 747 code for a protein of 248 amino acids.
AUGGGGAAACUGAGGCCUGGAGAGGGAAAAGAGCCUGACUGGGGUCACCCAGUGGGAGAGGGGCCGGGCGGCAACGAUGAUUUACAGAGCAGUGCUCCGGCGAAGCGUCACGGGCUGCGCGCUUCGAGGGCGCUUCGAGGCCCGGCGGGGCGCAGUGGCAGCGAGCGGCUCCCCCACAGUUCCCCAGCGCAGGCUCUCCGACACACCCGCGACCAUCCAAACCAGGAAAACAGGAGUCCGAGGAUGGGCGCUCGCUCCCGCCACGCGAACCCAUCACGCACACACCCACUGAGGCACAAGGGCCCGGGACCCCGGAACUCUCCUCUCCCCUCGACGAUCCCUGCGCCAUCCCAAAGUUCCCGGACUCAAGCGUUGCUGGGACGCAAGCGUCGAAUCUCCGGCCGCGGCGCCCGCCCCCUCUCCCGCCCGCCGGCUGUGCCUCCGCUCACCUCACCGCCGCCGCUGCGCUCGCGGGGCGCACGACUCCGCGCGCCUCCACUGGCGCCGCGGCCCCCGCAGCCGCCACCGCGUCUUGCGAGGCGGCACCGUGUGGGGGCGGGGACGGGGGCGGGACCACAGCCUGCCCGGCAGCUUCUCUGGCCAGUGGCGCACUGCGGCCGCCCCUCCGAGGCCAAUCGGGGCGCGAGGGCGGGGCCUUUCUGCCCCCACCGGGGGGGCGGAGGGUUUGACAGGCGGCGGCCCGCUGGAGUCCCACGUUGCCCGCAGCCCUUCGGCCUCGGAGACUAA